Molecule: messenger RNA, 1464 nt
Organism: Octodon degus (degu)
Lineage: Eukaryota; Metazoa; Chordata; Mammalia; Rodentia; Octodontidae
Product: calcium-binding mitochondrial carrier protein SCaMC-1
Exons: 10
Coding region: 25-1464 (479 amino acids)
Biological process (GO): transmembrane transport
Molecular function (GO): calcium ion binding; ATP transmembrane transporter activity
Source: RefSeq, a predicted model, not a curated record
AGGCGUAGGGCCGUUCCCGCCGCCAUGGAGCGCGCCAUGCUUCGCUGGCUGCGGGGCUUCGUGCUGCCUGGGGCCACCUGCCAGAGCGACAACGACGAUUAUCUCCGUUACCAGAUCCUCUUCGAAGACCUGGACCACAACGGCGACGGCGUGGUGGACAUCCUGGAGCUCAGGGAGGGGCUGAAAAACUGGAACUCCGCGUUUGACCCCGACUCGGAGACGACUAUUCUUAAUGCUGGAGAUACCAAUGCUGACUCAGGAUUGGACUUCGAAGAAUUUGUGCAGUAUCUUCAAGACCAUGAGAAAAAAAUGAAGCUGGCCUUCGAUAGUUUGGACAGAAAUAAGGAUGGAGUCAUAGACACUGUAGAAGUAAUUGCUGCUGUGAAAUCACUGGGUGUCGAUAUUUCGGAAGCUCAGGCAAACAGCAUUCUCAAAAGCAUGGAUAGUGAUGGGACAUUGACAAUAGACUGGGAUGAGUGGAGAGACUACUUUUUACUUCAUCCUGCAACAAAUAUCAAUGAAAUUAUCCGUUUCUGGAAGCGUUCUACUAUAAUUGAUAUCGGAGAGAGUAUAGCCAUUCCAGAUGAAUUUACUGCAAAAGAAAAGAAGUCUGGAGAUUGGUGGAAGCGUUUGGUGGCAGCAGGAAUAGCGAGUGCAGUCACACGGACGUGCACUGCACCUCUGGACCGCUUGAAAGUUAUGAUGCAGGUUCACAGUUUAAAGACAAGGAAAAUGAGAUUGAUUAGUGUGUUUGAACAGUUGAUAAAAGAAGGAGGAGUGCUUUCUCUUUGGCAAGGCAAUGGUAUAAAUGUCUUUAAAAUUGCACCGGAAACAGCACUUAAGGUUGGGGCCUAUGAACAGUAUAAGAAGUGGCUUAGUUUUGAUGGUACCCGUAUAGGAAUUCUUGAAAGAUUUAUAGCUGGUUCCUUAGCUGGUGCAACUGCCCAAACAUGUAUUUACCCCAUGGAGGUAAUAAAGACCAGACUUAUUGUAGCUAAAGCUGGAGAAUAUUCUGGGGUUUUUGAUUGUAUCAAGAAACUUCUGAAGCAAGGGGGUGUGCAAGCCUUUUUCAAAGGUUAUAUUCCUAACUUGCUGGGCAUCAUACCUUACGCAGGCUUAGACCUUGCAGUUUAUGAGCUUUUGAAGAGUUAUUGGCUGGAACAUUAUGCAGAAAACUCUGUAAACCCUGGGAUAAUGAUUUUGCUGGCCUGUAGUACAUUGUCUCAUACUUGCGGGCAGUUAGCAAGCUUCCCCUUGAACCUUAUUAGAACUCGCAUGCAGGCUGCAGGCCUGGUCAAAAAAGAAAAAAUAUCUAUGCUUCAACUCAUUCAAGAAAUAUACAACAAAGAAGGAAAAAAAGGAUUUUUCAGGGGAAUCACUCCUAACAUCAUAAAGGUGCUUCCUGCAGUAGGCGUUGGCUGUGUGGCUUAUGAGAAAGUCAAGCCAUAUUUUGGAUUAACCUAG